This is a messenger RNA of Acomys russatus (golden spiny mouse), 3155 nucleotides long. It is a transcript of the gene Mttp, whose product is annotated as microsomal triglyceride transfer protein. Gene Ontology annotation, molecular function: lipid binding. The record is from RefSeq and is a predicted model, not a curated record. The coding region runs from base 107 to 2794 and encodes 895 amino acids. Gene Ontology annotation, biological process: lipid transport; lipoprotein metabolic process; cholesterol homeostasis. Gene Ontology annotation, cellular component: endoplasmic reticulum; Golgi apparatus; basolateral plasma membrane. NCBI's taxonomy places the organism in Eukaryota, Metazoa, Chordata, Mammalia, Rodentia, Muridae. The transcript is spliced from 18 exons.
UUGUCGCAGAUUCUGAGGAGGGUCACUUCCUUGCUGGCUGCCACCAGAAGAGUCCGCUUCUCAGCGACUCCUGGGGACUGGAUGCAGUAGAGGGUAGCCGGGCAGCAUGAUCCUGCUAGCCGUGCUUUUCCUUUGCUUCUUUUCCUCGUAUUCUGCUUCUGUUAAAGGUCACACAACUGGUCUCUCAUUAAAUAAUGAGAGACUCUACAAGCUCACAUACUCCACUGAAGUGUUUCUUGACGGGAGCAAAGGGAAACUGCAGGACAGCGUGGGCUACAGGAUCUCAUCUGAUGUGGACGUCGUGUUGCUGUGGAGGAAUCCUGAUGGUGACGAUGACCAACUGAUCCAAGUCACGAUAACGGCUGUCAAUGUUGAAAAUGUCAAUCAGCAGAGAGGAGAGAAGAGUGUCUUCAAAGACAAAACCACAGCUAAAAUCAUAGGAAAGGACAACCUGGAGGCUCUGCAGAGGCCCAUACUUCUCCAUCUCGUCCGGGGCAAGGUCAAAGAGUUCUACUCAUAUGAAAAUGAGCCAGUGGGCAUAGAAAAUCUCAAGAGAGGCUUGGCUAGCUUAUUCCAGAUGCAGUUAAGCUCUGGAACCACCAACGAGGUAGAUAUCUCUGGGGAUUGUAAAGUGACCUACCAGGCUCAGCAAGACAAAGUGGUGAAAAUUAAGGCCCUGGAGACAUGCAAAAUCGAGAGGUCUGGAUUUACAACGGCCAAUCAGGUGUUGGGUGUCAGUUCAAAGGCCACAUCUGUCACCACCUAUAAGAUAGAGGACAGUUUUGUCACAGCUGUGCUUGCAGAAGAGACAAGGACUUUUGCCUUGAAUUUCCUACAGACCAUAGGAGGGAAAAUAAUGUCAAAGCAGAAACUGGAGCUGAAGACAACUGAAGCGGGCCCAAGGAUGGUACCCGGGAAGCAAGUUGCAGCUGUAAUUAAAGCAGUUGAUUCGAAGUACAAGGCCAUUCCUAUUGUGGGACAGGUCGUCCAGCGUGUCUGUAAAGGAUGCCCUUCACUGGCGGAGCACUGGCAGUCUAUCCGAAGGAACCUGGAACCAGACAAUCUGUCCAACGCCGAGGCUGUCCGAAGCUUCCUGGCCUUCAUUCAGCACCUCAGGACUGCGAGGCGGGAAGAGAUCCUCCAGAUUCUGAAGGCAGAGAAGAAGGAAGUGCUACCUCAGUUGGUGGAUGCUGUCACCUCUGCUCAGACUCCAGACUCAUUGGAAGCCAUCCUGGACUUUUUGGAUUUCAAAAGCAGCAGCAGCAUCAUUCUCCAGGAGAGGUUCCUCUAUGCCUGCGGAUUUGCCUCUCAUCCUGAUGAGGAACUCCUGCAUGCCCUCCUUAGUAAGUUCAAAGGUUCCUUCGCGAGCAACGACAUCAGAGAAUCGGUUAUGAUCAUCAUUGGAGCCCUUGUCAGGAAGCUGUGCCAGAAUGAAGGCUGCAAGCUCAAAGCAGUGGUUGAAGCUAAGAAGCUAAUUCUGGGAGGACUUGAAAAACCAGAGAAGAAAGAGGACACCAUGAUGUACCUGCUGGCUCUGAAGAACGCCUUGCUUCCCGAAGGUAUCCCGCUCCUUCUGAAGUAUGCCGAGGCUGGAGAAGGGCCCAUCAGCCACCUGGCUACCACUGUUCUCCAGAGAUACGAUGUCGCCUUCAUCACGGAUGAGGUAAAGAAGACCUUGAACAGGAUAUACCACCAGAACCGUAAGGUGCAUGAAAAGACUGUGCGCACAGCUGCCGCUGCCGUCAUCUUAGAGAACAACCCAUCUUACAUGGAUGUGAAGAACAUUCUGCUGUCUAUUGGGGAACUUCCCAAAGAAAUGAAUAAAUACAUGCUCACUGUUGUGCAAGACAUCCUGCAUUUCGAAAUGCCCGCGAGCAAGAUGAUCCGCCGAGUUCUCAGGGAGAUGGUCGCUCACAAUUAUGACCGUUUCUCCAAGAGUGGAUCGUCUUCCGCCUACACUGGCUACAUAGACCGUAGUCCCCAUGCGGCCUCCACAUACAGCCUUGACAUCCUUUACUCUGGUUCUGGCAUCCUGAGGAGAAGCAACCUGAACGUCUUCCAGUACAUCGGAAAGGCGAAUCUGCACGGUAGUCAGGUGGUCAUCGAAGCCCAAGGGCUGGAAGGCUUAAUCGCAGCCACUCCUGACGAAGGCGAGGAAAACCUUGACUCUUAUGCUGGCAUGUCCGCCAUCCUCUUUGAUGUUCAGCUCAGACCCAUCACAUUUUUCAAUGGAUAUAGUGAUUUGAUGUCCAAAAUGCUCUCAGCAUCUGGCGACCCUGUCAGUGUGGUGAAAGGGCUUAUUCUGCUAAUAGACCAUUCUCAGGAUAUUCAGCUGCAAUCUGGACUGAAGGCUAAUGUGGAGAUCCAGGGUGGUCUAGCUAUUGAUAUUUCAGGCUCGAUGGAAUUCAGUCUGUGGUAUCGAGAGUCCAAAACCCGAGUGAAAAAUCGGGUGGCUGUCGUAAUGACCAGUGACAUCACAGUGGACUCUUCUUUUGUGAAAGCUGGACUGGAGAGCAGAGCCGAGACAGAGGCGGGCCUGGAGUUCAUCUCCACAGUGCAGUUCUCACAGUACCCGUUCUUAGUCUGCAUGCAGAUGGACAGGGCUGAAGCGCCAUUCAGGCAAUUUGAGACGAAGUAUGAAAGGCUGUCCACAGGUAGGGGCUAUGUCUCUCGGAGAAGAAAAGAGAACCUGGUGGCCGGAUGUGAACUCCCGCUCCAUCAAGAGAACUCUGAGAUGUGCAACGUGGUCUUCCCCCCUCAGCCAGAGAGUGAUAAUUCCGGUGGAUGGUUUUGAUAAGCGAGGGGCUUCCCUUGGAUCCGUCCCAGCGAGAGCGAUCAGCCUUGAAGUACCUGACCCUUGCUCUCCGAGAGCACAGUGUUUACAUAUUUACCUGUAUUUAAAAUGUUUGUAAAGAGCGGUGGAGAACUUCAGUUGAUUAAAUUUGAGCCCCACAGUGUCACUCUGAGUCACCAUAUGACACUUGCAAGAACGUGCCUACUUUUUGUACUUUGCAAAAGUCCUAAUGAGUACAGUGAAUCUACUUUUGCUCUAAGAAGAAACUAGUGUUUGCAUAAAAACAAAGGCAAAAAGAAAGCAGAACAAACAAAAAGCAAAACAAGACCCACACCAUAAAGGCUUAGGUGAAUGUGAGUUU